UUCAAAAGAAGAAUUUGACAGAUCUUUCCACUUAACCUUAGUUUUGUGUUGCUUAACCUUUAAAUAUUAAAGGGAUUUUCUUUAAAUAUUUAAUAAAAUAAAGAUUUACCAUGGAAGGGUGUCCAAGGAAACUUACCCCCGAAGAAAAAUACACUUUAAUUUCUAGAAACUUACAGGAAGUUUUGGGGGAGGAUAAAAUUAAAACUAUAUUGAAAGAAAGAGACCUAAAAAUAUAUUGGGGAACAGCAACCACUGGGAAACCUCACGUUGCUUAUUUUGUCCCAAUGUCAAAAGUAGCAGAUUUCUUAAGAGCAGGAGCAGAGGUGACAAUUCUGUUUGCAGAUCUGCACGCUUAUCUAGAUAAUAUGAAAGCACCUUGGGAGCUUCUGGCUUUGAGGACUCAAUACUAUGAACAUAGCAUUAAAGCUAUGUUGCGCAGUAUCGGAGUACCUCUAGAAAAACUUAAGUUUGUUAAAGGUACAGAUUAUCAGCUCUCUAAAGAAUACACCCUUGAUGUAUACAGACUAACUUCUGUAGUUACUGAACAUGAUGCAAAAAAAGCUGGAGCAGAAGUAGUAAAGCAGAUAGAGCAUCCGUUAUUGAGUGGUUUAUUAUAUCCUGGUCUUCAAGCAUUAGAUGAGGAAUACUUAAAAGUCGAUGCUCAGUUUGGUGGUGUAGAUCAAAGAAAAAUAUUUACUUUCUCUGAAAAAUAUUUGCCACAACUAGGAUAUACCAAAAGGUCUCAUUUAAUGAACCCUAUGGUUCCAGGGCUUACUGGAGCAAAAAUGUCUUCCUCUGAAGAGGAAAGUAAAAUAGAUUUAUUAGAUUCCCCAUCCAAUGUCAAAAAGAAGCUUAAGAGAGCUUUCUGUGAACCAGGAAACAUAGAAAAUAAUGGAGUGCUUUCGUUUGUUAAGCAUGUAAUUUUUCCAUUGUUUCAAGAAGGUGACAGUUUUACAGUGAACAGAAAUCCGGAGAAUGGUGGAGAUAUUAAGUUUGAUAAUUUUGAAAAACUAGAACAAGCCUUUGCCAAACAGGAAAUACAUCCAGCUGACUUAAAGGCAGCUGUGGAAAUACAAAUCAAUAAAUUAUUAGCACCGAUUAUAAAGGAUUUUGAGAAACCUGAGCUGAAGAAAUUGGCAGAACAAGCCUAUCCACAACCUGGAAAGCAAAAAAAUUCUAAUCAGACAAGCAGUAAUGUGGCUGAUGAACUAACACCAAGUAGGCUAGAUAUAAGAAUUGGAAGGAUAGUAGAAGUGUCAAGACAUCCAGAUGCAGACGCACUAUAUGUUGAAAAAAUUGAUCUAGGUGAAGAGAAACCCAGGACCAUAGUUAGUGGAUUAGUCAAUUUUGUGCCUAUAGAAGAAAUGCAAAAUAGACUAGUUGUGGUGUUGUGUAAUUUAAAAGCCGCAAAAAUGAGAGGUGUAGAGAGCCAAGGAAUGGUUUUAUGUGCAUCUACCGACGAUCCGAAACAAGUAGAACCACUUUUGCCGCCUGAAAAUUCAGCUCCAGGAGAACGAGUUUUUGUGGAGAACUACGAGAGUGGCACCCCUGACGCCGUUUUAAAUCCAAAAAAGAAAGUGUGGGAAAAAUUGCAGGUGGAUUUGAAGACCAACACUGAAUGUUUUGCGCAAUGGCAAGGGAACAAUUUGUUAACGAAAAAUGGCGAUAAGAUACGUAGUAAAACGAUGAGCGGUGCGCCAAUAAAAUAAGAGAAAUUUUCUUUUAGAGCUAAAGAAAUACAUAUUUGCAUUUUUACGAAAAUUCACUUUUAUAUUUAUUAUAAAUGCUUUAUUUACAUGAAUAAAAAUAAUGUUAAGCAUAGAA
Sitophilus oryzae (rice weevil) is the source of this 1824-nucleotide messenger RNA. RefSeq names its product tyrosine--tRNA ligase, cytoplasmic. Gene Ontology annotation, biological process: tyrosyl-tRNA aminoacylation. Lineage: Eukaryota; Metazoa; Arthropoda; Insecta; Coleoptera; Curculionidae. Gene Ontology annotation, molecular function: tRNA binding; ATP binding; tyrosine-tRNA ligase activity. The record is from RefSeq and is a predicted model, not a curated record. Bases 111 to 1709 code for a protein of 532 amino acids. The transcript has 10 exons.